Protopolystoma xenopodis is the source of this 2151-nucleotide messenger RNA. The record is from the annotation of a GenBank genome assembly. NCBI's taxonomy places the organism in Eukaryota, Metazoa, Platyhelminthes, Monogenea, Polystomatidea, Polystomatidae.
AUGUUUUUAUUCUGUUUUUUUCUAUCAUUGGAUAACUCACAAAAAACAAGGCAAAAUCAGAUCGUAUUUUCUCUUGUUGCUUUUAGUAAUCUAUAUAGUCUUCCGAUUUGCCCUAUUAUUUUGGCCAUCCUUGUUAUUUUAUUAUCUGGUGUAGCUCCAUCCGACCUUACUUUAUCGUCGACAACCCCCCUACCUCUUUGCGACACUAUUCGCCCCACUGCUAAAUCCCACUUGACUGAGCCGCCUGCUUCAGUCAACUUUUGUGACCAAAUUCAAUCUUUUGGCCUCCAACCUUCAGCAAAUGGGGUGGCCACUCUUCAAUUCUCUUCAUCAUCAUCAUCGGUACCCACAAACUCAUCUCAGGGCGGUUCAAAAGUUAUGAAGACGGCUAACGAUGCAAUUGAAGAUAGGCCUUCCGAAACUUCGCCAUUAUUCAAACAAGCUGGCCCACUUGCGGUAUCUAGCAUCAGCUUACUUCACUGUCUAUCACAGCAGUUCGGUUCGCCGGAGCCAAUACAAGAUCUAAUUUGUCAACACUGUCAUAAUGGACGGACCAAUACAGUGGGAUCCAAACGUCUUGGCACCUCAUUGACCUCCAUUUCUCAUCGUUCUACUCAUAUGAGAACGGAUUCUUCCGAGUUUCCCAUUAAAUUGUCUCCACUUGUAACUGAUCCACAGUCUUUAUAUUUGAAUGACGCAGAAUCUUACACUAAAAUUGAGGCAAGCCAGACUUUUCCCGAAUCCAUUCUCGAUCUCCAUUUAUCCCUUGAUCCUAACUUCCUAGCAGAGGUCACUGAAGACAUCUAUACUCCACAACCAAAAAGGCCUUCAGAUUCUCCGUUGAAUUUGGCAGCUCAUUUACACUCAAGUUGCUAUCUGGAACACUGGAUUUCGCACCUACCGCCUUGCAUGGUGCUACAUAUCCAGCGCACCAAAUGGCAUCCCUCAUCCGCCUCUUGGGACCCUCCAACAUAUGACCUGUCCAGCCCAUAUGCAGCCAGUAUACCUGAUAAAAAUCUGGGCGCUUAUCCUUUUUUGUUUGACCGUUCAGGCGGUAAGCAUGAGCCAAAUCGUCACACUCCUGAGCUUUUUGGUCAUGGGGCAAAGCGGCAUGAGCACCUCGAAUUUCCGCUGUAUCUCGACAUGUCCUCUUAUAUGUUGGCCUCUCGACCUUGGCCAGGUAGCAAAACUGAUAUCACCUCGUCUAACACUGGAGAUAAUUCUACCAUCUCUUCAUCGGGCUUGCCAUAUAACCAGCCCUCUAAUGCUAACUCCCAACAGCCCAGGCCUACCAGGCCUUCGCAUCGAUACGUUCUUCGUUCUCUGAUCGUACACCAGGGUCAUGUGCUUCAGGCCGGUCACUAUAUUGCUUAUCGUGCCUGGCGGCGACCCAAUGUCCUCUUAAGUAAUGCCUCCGCAUCGAGCAGCCAAGCUGAUCAACGGGCUCGAUUCCACAGUCUUACCGCCAAUUGGCGACGCCACCACUGGCCUCAAAUGUCUACACUCACCUCGUCACAUCAAUCCGUAGACUCUAUGAUUUCAACCAACAAACGGAAGUUGAAAUCAUCCGAAUUCAUCUUUUCCGAUACUCCUUAUGAAACCACCGCUCACCGGUCAGCACCAUUCACUUGGCUUUUGGCCUCUGACACGUGUCUCAUGCAAGCUUCACCGACUGAAGUCUUUUCAAGCCAGGCCUAUUUGCUCUUUUACGAACGUGAGGAUGCUGCUCCACACCUUGGUCCGGGCGCAAGCAGAUGCAAGCGGCAAGCAGAUCACUGCUUAGUUGCUCCUCCGUCAUUAAUAUGUUCCUCCCACCAAAACUGCAUAAAAUCUAGAGAUUUAAAGGUACCACCACUCGCCACUUUAAUUGGCACAAACUACGACUUGGAGAAUAAAACGCAAUUAUUUUCGUCGGCUGAAAUGAUUGUCUCUGAGUCUAAAUUAGAAUCUUUUGAGCUGCCUCUUAUGGAAAAAUAUAGAAUAGGUAAAUACGAGGAAGAGAACGAAGAAAGUGGUGUGGAUGAAGAAUAUGAUGAAAAUCUUCCUGAGGUUGAACAUGACACACUUGACCUUGAACGGUUACGCAACGCCACUAAGGCUGAUGUGAUUCGUGCUUUGGCGCAGCUGUCUCGCAGCCACAAAAAAUCUUGA